CUCCCCUCACCCUCGCUCUGACCCACAGCUCUUUCUGCUCGAAGUUCAUCACCAUCCUAAUCUACAAAUGCCUUCCUCCAUCAAAGUUCGAAAAUUGAAAUCUGCCCAUUUGAAGUCGAUCGAUUUCCUCCGAAGAAAUGCUCGUUUCGGCGCUUUUAACGUCGGUGGGAAUCAAUCUCGCCCUCUGUCUCUUGUUCUUCACUCUGUAUUCAGUACUCAAGAAGCAGCCCAGCAACGUCCGCGUCUAUUCGCCGCGCUCGUUGGCGGCCAAGGGGGCGUCGGAGGAGAGCAACGGGUUCAAUUUCGAGCGGCUGCUGCCGACGGCGGGCUGGGUGAGGAGGGCGUGGCAGCCCUCUGAGGACGAGUUUCUGUCCGUCACCAGCUUGGAUGCUGUCGUCUUCAUGCGCAUUUUUAUCUUCAGUUUGAGAGUGUUUGGGUUUGCUGGGAUUGUUGGGGUUUUGGUUCUGCUUCCGAUAAAUUUUCUGGGGGACCAGCUGAACCGGGAUUUGGAUAUUUCGGAUUUGCCCAGUACGUCAUUGGACUCCUUCAGUAUUUCGAAUGUGAAUGCCGGCUCGAAAUGGUUAUGGGUUCACUUCUGUGCAGCAUACAUUGUCACCGGAUUUGUCUGUUAUCUCCUUUAUUAUGAGUAUAGCUAUAUCUCAUCGAAAAGAAUUGCUCAUUUCUAUUCAUCCAAACCUCAGCCUAAUCAGUUUACGGUAGUAGUUCGUUCUGUUCCUGUAUCAUCUGGGAGCAGCUGCAGUGAGACUGUUGAGAGUUUUUUUACAGAGAAUUAUCCUUCUACUUAUCUUUCACAUUCAGUGGUUCGUCGAACUAACAAACUCCAAGGGCUCACAAGUGAGGCAGGGAAACUAUACAGAAAGCUUAUGCGCCUGAGAUCAGAAACUAAUACUCAGCAAAGAUUCAAGCGUGAUGGCUGUUGGGGGCUGUUUGGACGCAAAGUUGAUGCUUUAGACUACUAUGGAAAGAAAUUGGAUGAUUUAGAAGAUAAUGUGAGAAUGGAGCAAACGUCAGUGGCAGGAAAGGACGUUGCAGCUGCCUUUGUGUCAUUCAAGUCCCGGCUUGGUGCUGCAGUAGCUUUUCACAUUCAGCAAGGAGAAAAUCCCAUAGAAUGGGUUACCGAGAGGUCUCCGGAGCCCCAGGAUGUUCACUGGCCCUUCUUUUCUGCAUCUUUUAUAAAAAGAUGGAUCUCCAAGCUGGUGGUGGUGGUUGCAUAUACUGCUCUUACAGUUCUAUUCCUCAUUCCAGUUGUAGUAGUGCAAGGCCUUACCAAUCUUAAUCAGUUGGAAACCUGGUUCCCGUUUCUGACAAGCGUACUGGACCUAACAGUUGUCAGUGCAGUCAUAACAGGAUAUCUUCCAAGUCUUAUUCUUCAAUUGUUCAUGUCGUUUGUGCCACCCGUCAUGAUAAUGUUGUCUUCCUUGGAAGGAUACAUCUCUUUCAGUCAGAUACAAAAAAGUGCAUGCAGCAAGAUGUUGGGGUUCACAAUAUGGAAUGUUUUCUUGGCAAAUACACUAUCAGGAACACUUCUCUAUGGGUUCGAAAUCUUUCUUGAGCCCAAAAAGAUUCCGGGGAUACUUGCUGAUGCUGUUCCAGCACAGGCAUCAUUCUUCAUUGCAUAUGUUGUGACAUCUGGAUGGACCAGCCUUCUAUCUUCAGAACUCUUCCGCGUGACUCGCCUGAUUUUGAGCAUCAUAAAGAGACCAUUUUCAGGAAAAGAUGAUGAAUUUGAAGCUCCUUCAAUUCCAUACCACAGUGCAAUUCCUAAAGUUCUCUUUUUUGGACUCCUCGGAUUAACAUACUUCUUCCUCGCUCCACUAAUUCUCCCGUUCCUCGUGGUUUACUGUUGCCUGGGAUACAUAAUCUUCCGUAACCAGUUUCUGAAUGUAUAUGAACCCAAGUAUGAAACGGGUGGAAGAUUUUGGCCAACGGUGCACAAUUCAACAAUUUUUUCCUUGGUGCUGAUGCACAUUAUUGCAAUUGGAAUGUUUGGGCUCAAAGAGAUCCCCUUAGCGGCCGGUUUGAUUAUUCCUCUUCCGAUUCUCACGCUUCUUUUCAAUGAGUACUGCCGCAAACGAUUCCUUCCAAUAUUCCAAGACUAUCCAGCUGAGUGUUUGAUAAAGAAAGAUAGAGAAGACGAGAAGGAUCCCACAAUCUCUGCAUUUUAUGAAAAGUUAACCACUGCUUACAGGGAUCCAGCUCUGUUGCCAAUGCAGCAUCCGCGGAGCACUGAUGGAUACAGGUCUCCCCUUCUUCAAUCCGUCGUCUGAAGCAAGCUUACCUGUCUCUACGAAAAUAAAAAACGAAGAACGAAACAGCUUUUGCCGCGAAUACAGGGACAGAAGUUUUGGCUAAAAGUGUAGGUAAGAUUGUGUGUGGUGAGUCUGUAUUUUCAUGUAAAAUGUGACGAGUGUGAUCUUUCAGUUAGGCUUGUAAACCAUGUGAAUUUUUUGGAGAAGCACCUCUCGUCUAUAAGUGAUCCUGGCUUUCCAAAAUCACUUCCAAACAAACCCUUGAUUUCGAGAAGUAGAGUUGUAUGGUAAACAUUUAUUGCUAUCGUAAUGAUUGUCGUUGUAAUAUUAGUAACCUUUCACAUCUUUAUUGAUAUAUGCGGUUUGAAUAACGUGUAUUUUCAUGCAUAAAUAUUUGUGUUGAAUGAUAUUCCAAUUCUUA
Molecule: messenger RNA, 2691 nt
Organism: Pyrus x bretschneideri (Chinese white pear)
Lineage: Eukaryota; Viridiplantae; Streptophyta; Magnoliopsida; Rosales; Rosaceae
Product: CSC1-like protein HYP1
Exons: 10
Coding region: 138-2288 (716 amino acids)
Cellular component (GO): plasma membrane
Molecular function (GO): calcium-activated cation channel activity
Source: RefSeq, a predicted model, not a curated record